Molecule: messenger RNA, 2899 nt
Organism: Astyanax mexicanus (Mexican tetra)
Lineage: Eukaryota; Metazoa; Chordata; Actinopteri; Characiformes; Acestrorhamphidae
Gene: gata2b
Product: GATA binding protein 2b
Exons: 5
Coding region: 383-1474 (363 amino acids)
Biological process (GO): negative regulation of transcription by RNA polymerase II; cell fate commitment; positive regulation of transcription by RNA polymerase II
Cellular component (GO): nucleus
Molecular function (GO): zinc ion binding; DNA-binding transcription factor activity, RNA polymerase II-specific; RNA polymerase II cis-regulatory region sequence-specific DNA binding
Source: RefSeq, a predicted model, not a curated record
AGUUCAGUGGACACGAGGGCGGGUGCGCGCGCGUAAAAGGACAUAUGAACAUGUGGAAUUCCGCUUCUUUAACCAAUGAGGAGUGAAGUCCCACCUGCGCGCUUCUGUCUCCAUCCAGAAAGCAAGGUCUCCCCGCAAGGAGAAAUACGCACGGCACGCGCCCGGCACGCGGACACCGUGCAACUCCCCUCUCUCUUAGAAACAACAGAACAGUGUGCAGCACUUUCUUCCAGGAGCUAUUCUAUUCAGGUGAGCAGAAGAAGUGUGUAGUGCGCGGGCUUCGCGCGCGAGACAGGUGCUCGUGUUCUAAGCGGAUGAUCCCAGUGUCAUCCGACCGGUUUCCUCGCGUGUGUUCCCGACCGUCACAGCGCUGAGGCUGCGGAUGGAGCCCCGCUGGAUGAUGCACGCGCACUCCCCUCAUCCUCAGGGCGCGCUGGACUGCCCGGACGCCUCCACGCGCCACGCCCACCAGGUAAACCAUGGCCUUGCGUACCCGGAGCAGCACGGAUCCUUACUGCCCCCGGAUGAGCUGGACAUGUUCCUCAGCCCCGUGGAGCAUCAGGGAAACGCGUACUACCACGCGCACGCGCCUCAAACUAACUACCGAGUGCGCGCGGCCUACAAUCCCGCAUCAGCUCGUUUGACUGGUGGGUCACUGUACAGACCCCCUGUCAUCCACACCCCACCGUUUUCCUGGAUGGAGAGCUCGAGACCGGCUCCUCCAGCGCCCCAGCACGCGGCUCCCUGGACCCCGGCUUCUGUCUCUAAGUCGUGUCCGGUGUUCCCGGGCUCAUAUCCGCAGUCUUGCCGCCUGCCCACCGCACCGCCCACCGACACCUCAACCACUCUGCUGGACGGCCUGGAUGCGGAGAGCUGCGGCCCGAGCGAGCGCGCGUGCGCCUAUUACAGCCCGGAGAAACUGACAGGAACAGCCAGGAAUAAACAGCGAGCAAACUCUGAGGGACGAGAGUGUGUUAAUUGUGGGGCUACUUCCACUCCUUUGUGGCGGCGGGACGGCACCGGUCAUUACUUGUGUAAUGCUUGUGGACUCUAUCACAAGAUGAAUGGCCAGAACAGACCUCUCAUCAGACCCAAACGCCGGCUGUCUGCUGCCAGACGAGCAGGUACUUGCUGUGCUAACUGCCAUACAGGCACCACAACACUGUGGAGACGAAAUGCCAAUGGAGAGCCUGUUUGCAAUGCCUGUGGCCUUUACUACAAACUGCACAACAUGAACCGUCCCCUUACAAUGAAGAAGGAAGGAAUUCAGACAAGAAACAGGAAAAUGUCCAGCAAAUCGAAACGAAGGAGAGUAGAGAACUCUCAGCAUCUCACCAACAUCAUUCAGGACAAACCACUGACCUUUAACCAGAUUACCAACAUGUCACAUCACUUCACCAUGACUCCAUCCAUAGAUUUACAUUCAGCCUUUGGCCACACCCACCACACUAGCUUAGUUACUGCCAUGGGCUGAUACUUAGAACCUACGUUCUACACUGGUGCAAAUGAACACAUGCAUUUACACAUAAACCAUUUAAGGAAGAUCCACAUAUUCCAAGCUCUUUUGACUUAUGGACUGGAAUGUUUUGUGAAACUACACAUUGAAGCUAUUUAACUAAAUGUUAACUAAAUGUUUGCAGUCUUUAAUUUUUUUAUAAUCAUUGCCUGACUGUAAAAUAAAUUGCACUUUAUCCUGAAAACUCCAGCAAUACAAUUGAUUGGAUUCAAGGGUUUGGUAUGCAUUCAUUUAUUGGGUAUUUGGCUUUAUUUAGGACCACCUAUGCAAAUACAAUAUUUACUGUGCAGUUUAAAAGGGAGGUGUAUUUAUGUUUUUAUUGUGUACAUUAUUAUUAUUAUUAUUAUUAUUAUUAUUAUUAUUAUUAUUAUUAUUAUUAUUAUUAUUAUUAUUAUUAUUAUUAUUAUCUGCCAAAACCUAUUCUGGUCAUUUGGACAUUGAAAAAGUUUUGGAAUGACUCAGGAGUCAGUCUAAUAAUUCUGUAUUAAAUAUUAGCUUAUUUAUUUAGGACAUUGUUUUAUUUAUACCAUACAUUUCAUUUUAUGUGCUUUGCUGGCUCUCCAAUAUCAAUGCUGUGUGUCUAAACAGUUGCCCUGUUGCUGUAUUUUCUUUUCCACUCAGAUAAAAUUCUGCCAUUAGUAACUUCCACUCUUAUGACUGUAGACUCAGACAGAUUAACAAGAAUUCCAGGUUACUAAGGAUCUGGCUGGUCAACUACAGGGGUUGGACAAUGAAACUGAAACACCUGUUAUUUUAGUGUGGGAGGUUUCAUGGCUAAAUUGGAGCAGCCUGAUGGGCAAUCUUCAUUAAUUGCACAUUGCACUAGUAAGAGUAGAAUGUGAAGGUUCAAUUGAAAUGCACAUUAUGGGUGACAUACCAGAGUUCAAAAGAGGACAAAAUGUUGGUGCACGUCUUGCUGGCGCAUCUGUGACCAAGACAGCAAGUCUUUGUGUUGUAUCAAGAGCCAAAGUAUCCAGGGUAAUGUCAGCAUACCACCAAGAAGGACGAACCACAUCCAACAGGAUUAACUGUGGACGCAAGAGGAAGCUGUUUGAAAGGGAUGUUUGGGUGCUAUCCCGGAUUGUAUCAAAAAAACAUAAAACCACAGCUGCUCAAAACACGGCAGAAUUCAAUGUGCACCUCAACUCUCCUGUUUCCACCAGAACUGUCCGUCGGGACAAUAAAUUAUUGUGGUCUAAAACCAGAUGUUUCAGUUUCAUGUUCAACCUCUGUACCUGUCCUUACUAACAUCAAUUUUGUAAUUCUGUUAAAAUAAAUUAUAAUGUAUUGUACUGUAAGCAAAAACAGGUCUUUGACUUGUGCUAUGUGAUUGAGUAACCCUUUUUAGAGCUAUAAAAACAAACACAUACACACACACACAGU